AUGAAAUUCGCCGCCUGCCCACCAGACACGCCGGGAUGCUUGACCAAGUAUUUCAAGAUCCCCGCCGACUUCUGUUACAAGCUUCCGCCAGGGGUGAGUCUGCAGGAGGGCGUCCUUGCGGAGCCUCUUGCUGUGGCAGCCCAUGCUGUGCGAAUGAUUGGGGUCAAACCAGGUCAGAGCUUGGUCAUCUUCGGCGCGGGCACGAUUGGCCUUGUUUGUGGUGCCGUAGCCCGACUGUUUGGAGCAAAGAAGAUUGUGGCAGUCGACCUGUUGGACCACAAGUUGGAAUUUGCAAGGAACCUCAACGCGUCCAAUACCUUCAAGCCCGAUUUAUCUGCUUCGCCCGAAAAGAACGCCGCGCGGCUGAUUGAGAAAAACGGGUUGGGACUCGGUGCAGAUGCUGUGAUCGAGGCCACAGGGGCCGAGAGCUCCAUCGUUACAGCCGUGCAUGUUCUGCGUCCGGGAGGAUCUUGUGUGCAGACAGGCCUGGGGAAGGCCGUCGUCAACUUCCCCAUUCUAGCCAUGAGCGAAAAGGAAUUGCAUAUGCACGGGGCCUUCCGAUACAACCAAGGGGAUUUCAAAGUCGCCAUGGACGUACUUGAAGCUGGCAAGCUGCCUCUCAAAAGCCUCAUCUCCACCAUUUUCGAUUUCGAGCAAACCACAGACGCAUGGGAGGCAACCAAGCAAGGACGGGGUAUCAAGAAUAUGAUUCGAGGCUAUGGAUAUAAAGAUCCCGCCAGAAUUAGCCACUUAUAA
Messenger RNA from Fonsecaea nubica, 756 nucleotides. RefSeq lists its product as hypothetical. Gene Ontology annotation, biological process: D-sorbitol catabolic process. The record is from RefSeq and is a predicted model, not a curated record. The coding region runs from base 1 to 756 and encodes 251 amino acids. Lineage: Eukaryota; Fungi; Ascomycota; Eurotiomycetes; Chaetothyriales; Herpotrichiellaceae. Gene Ontology annotation, molecular function: L-iditol 2-dehydrogenase (NAD+) activity. The transcript has a single exon.